ACAAAAAUUACGAUAUUUUUUAAUGUCAAAUAUAAUUUACAUUACCUCCGGUUAAAUGUUAAAACAAUAGAAACAAAACGUUCUUUAAGUUAUAUGCGGCACUUUCAAACGGCAGUCACAUCACAAGGGACGUUCAAUCAUAAAGCAAGAUAUAAUCAACGAUCGUUUGCUUUAAUCAGUUGGACGCUGACCGCUCCCAAUAUCGCACGGCCUCCGUACUUUCUCGAUAUCGUAUUACGAAACGUUCGAGGCCUUAUGGACAACUAUGAAAUACUCGAUUUUAAAUCCUUAAAUGAGACAGUACAAGAUUUAAUUCGUCAAGCAACUAACGUGAGGAAAUAUGCUUAUUGUCCGUACUCUAACUUCGCUGUAGGCGCUGCAAUAUUGACAGAAGAGGACUCUAAAGUGUACACAGGUUGUAAUAUAGAGAGUGCAACGUUCACCCCAUGCAUAUGCGCUGAACGAGCGGCCAUACCUAAGGCAAUAUGCGAUGGUUACUUGAAGAUCAAAAUGGUGGCAGUCGUGGCCCAUCAAAAAAGCGGAUUCACAGCACCUUGCGGAGUCUGCAGACAGACGUUAAGCGAAUUCCGAAGCAGUGAUGGUGAUAUAGAAAUAUACUUAAGCAAGCCCGCAAUGGACAAAGUAUUGCGUACAAAGUUAUCAAAGUUGUUACCGCUUGCGUUUGUAAGUUACAUCACAGACAAUGUCAUCGAUAAUGAUAAUAGUUAGCUAUAACAUAUAUGUACUAGGAAAAUAUAACAAAUAAGGAAUAAGACGGUAAAUAUAUUUUAUUUUCAUAAAUACGCUUUUAUACGAAAUGUAAGAUAUCAUUUUUGAUAUAAAAAUUGAAUAGUAAAUAAUGAGUUUAAAUUCAAAUAUCGCAAUUUACUAUGCUAAGUAAUGUUUACGACAUACUUAUAACAUGAAGUAAACAUUUCACAUCCGAAAAUUAAAUUAUGGUAAACAAUACUUUUCACAAUAAAGUACAUACUCUUAGAAGUUUCACACGGAUGUCUUUAACAAUUAGUAUUGUCUUCGCGGGGAAGUCCUGUUAUCAAAUAUCCUGUACGUUAGACACGUUGUUUUAAAUUAACAAUAAAACUAUAACAAUAGAAAUUAAUCUAGACACUAUAAAGAUUAAAAGGUCCCUCUUUCGUUUUUAUAAAGAACGCUAAAUAUACAAGAAGUCGUAUUUUGAAGCCCAAUUUUGUUAGAUAUUAAUUCUUUGCAAACGAUUCUUGUAGUAUCUUUCUUGGCGUGUUACCUUUUUAUGAACGUGAUACUUCUCUGCCGUCUGUUAGCGGUUUACAACAAGUCUUUGUUUAUAUUUAACAAGAAGAAAAACACAAUAUCGAUAUUUUUUACUUUCUUUUAUUAAUUUGUACAGACUUUUUGCUAGUAUUACAAUAAGUUUCAUCGAAAAGCUUGUACAAAAAAGGUUUAUCUCUGUUUUUAUAUCAAAGAGAGUAAUAAGGAACCAUCCUUCCAUCCUAGGUACCAACCUAGUAUGUUUUUGUACAAAUGUUUUCACAAUGGAAACUUAGGGUUAUAAUGUUUUUUUAUUUUGCAAGGUUUCAUGGUAUAAAAUGUAACAAUUUUAUAUAGUUAACGUUUUUAUCAACAAAGAGAAGAGAAAAGUGUUAACAUACAAAAUAUUUUAAGUAGAAAGUUGAUUAACAUUAAUUACGAGUUACAUUUAAAUAUUAAAUAUGUAUAUAUGUUCUAUACUAAGAUAUAUUUACAAUAAUUAAAUAGGAAAGCAACUACUAAUAUGAAUUAGGAAAGCGAGGAAAACAUUUAAUAGUUUUAGAAUCAAUAAAUCUUAAUGUAAACAAAAUAAAAACUACGGUUUCGUUAGAACUAUAAUUAGUUUACCAGUCAA
Messenger RNA from Papilio polytes (common Mormon), 1882 nucleotides. RefSeq names its product cytidine deaminase-like. The coding region runs from base 94 to 729 and encodes 211 amino acids. Gene Ontology annotation, molecular function: cytidine deaminase activity; zinc ion binding. The record is from RefSeq and is a predicted model, not a curated record. The transcript is spliced from 3 exons. NCBI's taxonomy places the organism in Eukaryota, Metazoa, Arthropoda, Insecta, Lepidoptera, Papilionidae. Gene Ontology annotation, cellular component: cytosol.